AACGAAUGACCUCCCCUGAGGACCCCAGAAAUGUUACAGCCGCCUCUCACCCUCUCCCUCCCUUCCCCCUCCCCCUCUGGACCCACCGCCUCCUCGCACCGCCGCCGUCUCCCCUGCCCCCGGCUCCUCCCGCCAAAGCAGAGCGGCAACCGCCCCCCCUUCAAACCCGAGCCCGGCGGCGCCUCCCUGCUCAAUCCGGACCAAGCCCGCAGGGUGCUCGACGAAAUUCCCCAACCGAGCAAGAAAGCCCCUUUCUACGCCCAAUCGAUCUCCACCGACGCUCGGUCCCACCAGUGGCCCUCGGUCCUCUCCUCCUUCUCCUCCAUGCUCUCCGACGACGCUCGCCCCGACAAAUUCCUCAUCCCCAAGGUCCUCAAGGCCUGCUCCGAGCUCCGCUCCCUCUCCCUCGGCUCCGCCGUCCACGGGUACAUGGUGAGGAUCCAGCUCCACCCCGAUGUCUUCAUCGGCAACUCCCUCAUCGACAUGUAUGCCAAGUGCGGUGAUAUAGGGUCGUCGAGGGUCGUGUUUGACCGCAUGGAGGAGAGGGAUGUCGUCACUUGGACUGCGCUGCUGAAUGCGUAUUCGGAUGCGGGCUUGCUGGGUGAGGCCGUGGAGGUCUUUCGCUCGAUGAAGGAGAGUGGGGUUCGCCCGGACUUGAUUUGUUGGAAUGCCUUGAUAUCCGGGUUCGCGAGGAACGGGGAGACUGAUGAGGCGAUGAGGGUUUUGGAUGAGAUGAGGGAUUGCGGGGUUCGCCCCGGUGUGAAUUCUUGGAACGGGGUGAUAUCGGGGUGCGUUCAAAAUGGGUUUUUCGAGGACGCUUUGGACGUGUUCUUCGACAUGUGUUUGCGUGAGAGGCCGAAUUCUGUGACGGUUGCUAGUGUUCUUCCAGCUUGUUCGGGUUUGGGAGUUUUGAGUCUUGGUAAGGAGUUGCAUUCGUAUGUGAUCAGGAGCGGGCUUAAGAUAAAUGUUUAUGUGGGUGGGUCGUUGAUCGAUAUGUACUUGAAGAGUGGGAAGAGAGAAUAUGCUGAGAGAGUGUUUUCUAAGCUUGAGGGUAAGAGUUUGACGAUUUGGAAUGAAAUGGUUGCUGCAUAUGUGAGCGAGGACAAGAUAGUUGAGGCACUGGGGCUUGUGGAAUCGAUGAAGGAAGACGGGUUUACGCCUGAUGUCAUAACUUAUAACACCGUGCUUGCUGGUUAUGCAAGAAACGGACGGAAAGAUGAGGCAUUUAAGCUGCUAUCUGAGAUGAGUCAAGUUGGCCCGAAGCCAAAUGUUAUCUCUAUGAAUGCACUUAUCUCUGGUUUUCAUCGCUUUGGUCUUAAUGAUGAUGCAUUGGAGUUGUUUCGAGAUCUGCAGUCAUCAAGGAAUGUUUCGAUUAAACCAAAUGCUGUGUCUAUUACGUCUGUCCUUUCUGUGUGCACCGAUCUCAAGUUACUUGAUUCGGGGAAGGAAAUUCAUGGCUAUGUACUGAGAAAUGAUUUUGAGUCUAAUGUCUUUGUUUCGAGUGCAUUAGUUGACAUGUAUGCAAAGUGCGAGGAUAUGGUCUCUGCUACUAAAACCUUUGGGGCAAUCAGAGAGAAAAAUGCCGUGUCUUGGAACGUUCUAAUGGCAGGGCACAACCAUAAUGGGGAUCCAGGAGCUGCUCUAAGAUUAUUUUCUGAAAUGCUAGAACAGAAUUCUGCUGUCCCUAAUUCAGUUACUCUCUUGAUCGUUCUCUUGGCUUGCAGUAGUACUGCUGCCUUCAGAUUAGGGAGAGAAUUGCAUGGCUACAUCGUGAAACGAAGACCUGAUGAGUAUCCUUUAACUAUUGCAGGUAGCUUGAUAGGUAUGUACACAAAAUGUGGUAGUAUAGUAGAAGCGAGAUUAGUAUUUGAUUGCACUGAUCAAAAGGACAUAGCAAUUUGGAAUGCAAUGAUAUCUGGUUAUGCUUUCCACGGAAUGGCUAAGGAUUCAAUUAACCUAUUUAAAGAACUGGAGGAAUCCGCAGUUGACCCUGAUCAUAUUACUUUCACAGCUAUUCUUUCAGCUUGUAAUCAAGAAGGUCUUGUGGAGCAAGGAUGGAAGUAUUUCAAUAUGAUGGAGGAGGUCUAUGGUGUCACCCCUACUUUGGAACACUUCACGUGUAUGGUUAAUAUUUUGAGCACUGCUGGUUUGCUAGAAGAGUCGAUGGAGUUCAUUGGAAGAAUGCCUUUCGAACCUGAUGCUUGUGUUUGGGCUACAGUUCUCAAGGCUUGCAGACUACAUUCAAAUUACAAGAUCGGGGAGAAGGCUGCUAGAGCUCUCUUUGAAUUGGAGCCAAGUAAUGCUUCAAACUACAUUGUUCUCUCUAAUAUAUUUGCAACGGCAGGCAUGUGGGAUUCUUCUAUUAGCGUGAGGAAUGACAUGAAAGCUCGUGGAUUAAAGGUGGCUAAGACAUGUAGUUGGAUAUACACGGAUAACAAAAUUCACUCUUUUAAAGCAGGAGAUAGAUCACACUCAGAGAUGGAGAGGAUUUUAAACGCAUGGGAUAAGUUAGCUAACACAAUGGUGAAGAGAGGAUAUGUACCUCAAAAUAUUAUCUUCUGCCAAGAAGGAGAAGUUGAUCCCUUCUCCUGUUAUCAUACUGAAAAGAUUGCAGUGUGUUUUGGUAUCAUCUCUUCACGAGUGCAAACAACAAUUCGUGUCUCGAAGAAUGUAAGGAUGUGCAUGGAUUGCCAUUCUUCAAUGAAGUUCAUCUCAAAUAUUGUUGAAAGAGAAAUCAUUGUAGCUGAUGGAUGUUUUUACCACCAUUUCAAGGAGGGGAGGUGUAGUUGUAGAGAUAAAUGGUGAAGUUUGAAGCCAGGAGGAUACAUGGUUUAUUUACAGGCCUUGUGAUCAUUUUUUCCAUUAAGUACUGCACUGCACUUCUAAGGUUGCUUUGACAUAUGUGGGGGGUGUCCAUAGAAGACGGUCUACACAGUACAGACAGCAUGUGAAAAAUGCUUGAAUUAGAAGAAAGUUGCAUAAAUUAUUUGUUCUGUAUCAUUAAGAUAAUUGAGCUCUCCUGUAUACAAUAAAAAGAACCGUGACAGGUAGUUGUAACUUAAACUAUGAGGAUUAUACAAAUGGAAAGAUCAAAAUAUUGAAGUUUUGGCCAA
Molecule: messenger RNA, 3113 nt
Organism: Asparagus officinalis (garden asparagus)
Lineage: Eukaryota; Viridiplantae; Streptophyta; Magnoliopsida; Asparagales; Asparagaceae
Product: pentatricopeptide repeat-containing protein At1g20230-like
Exons: 2
Coding region: 31-2805 (924 amino acids)
Biological process (GO): RNA modification
Molecular function (GO): protein binding; zinc ion binding; RNA binding
Source: RefSeq, a predicted model, not a curated record